Messenger RNA from Phytophthora nicotianae INRA-310, 2345 nucleotides. RefSeq lists its product as hypothetical. The record is from RefSeq and is a predicted model, not a curated record. The coding region runs from base 48 to 1934 and encodes 628 amino acids. Gene Ontology annotation, biological process: double-strand break repair via homologous recombination; telomere maintenance via telomerase; meiotic cell cycle. NCBI's taxonomy places the organism in Eukaryota, Oomycota, Peronosporomycetes, Peronosporales, Peronosporaceae. Gene Ontology annotation, molecular function: damaged DNA binding; single-stranded telomeric DNA binding. Gene Ontology annotation, cellular component: DNA replication factor A complex; nucleus. The transcript is spliced from 3 exons.
CCUUCAUAACCAAGUCCACCCAGCAAGUAGCAACCUAGCGAGCAGUCAUGGUGAACCUCACGCCCAACGCUGUGUCGAUGCUGUACCACAACCAGGCGCCCGAUGGCUUUGAGCCAUGGCUGCAGAUCAUCGACACCAAGAAGAUUAAACCGGCCAGCGGUACGGGCGGCGACCGAUACCGCAUCGUACUAUCGGACGGAACGUCCUACCUCAGUGGAAUGCUCGCAACCCAGUUGGCUCCGAUGAUGGAAAACGAGAGUCUCAAGACAAACUACGUGCUACAACUAAAGGAUUACCUCGGCAAUGAAGUGCAGGGCCGCAGGAUCAUCAUCGUGCUUAAAGUCGGCGACAUCGUGCCGCACUUUGACUGCAUUGGAUCGCCUCAGAACAUUGAUGGCUCCAGGGGUCCACCCGUCCCCACUGCUCCUGCGGCCUCUGUCCCACCCGCAGCGGCUCUUGGUGCGAGACCUGCUGCACCCGCACAACCUUCCUACCAGCAGCAAGCCCCCACCAAUCCGUACCAACAGCCUCCUGCUGCUCCGUCCAGCUACGUGCCGCCUGUGAAGCCUGCCCCAUCCACGUAUAACCGCGGGCCUGUCGUGCGUCAAGACCCGAAUGUUCGUCUCUCGGAUAUCCAGAGUCUGAACCCGUACGCGGGUGGACGCUGGACCAUCAAGGCUCGUGUGACGACUCGCUCUCCGAUCAAGAACUGGACCAAUUCGCGCGGCUCCGGCAAGCUCUUCAGCGUUGACUUGCUUGACGCCAAGAAAGGUGAGAUCCGCGCCACUUUCUUCAAUGACGGUGUGGACAAGUUCUACGAAAUGCUGCGUCCUGGUGGCGUCUUCUACUUUGCUGGUGGCAAGGUCAAGAUGGCCAAUCGUCGCUUCUCGUCGGUGGAUAACGACUACGAGGUGACUUUCGACCCGCACUCGGAGAUUUCUCCAGCCCCGGAAGACGGACAGAUCUCGCAGAUGCAGUAUGUUUUCAAGAAAAUCGCCGAAAUCGAAAAUGUGCCGACCGAUGCCAAUGUGGAUAUCAUUGGCGUCGUGCGAGACGUCAGUCAAGUGACUGAGCUCACGUCCAAGGCGGGCAAGCAGCUUUUCAAGCGUGACAUUUCGCUCGUCGACGACUCCAACGCCGAGAUCAAGUGCACGAUGUGGAAUGAGCAAGCUCAGCAGGAUUGCUCUAACUGGCUCAACCAAGUGUUGGCUAUCAAGGGCUGUCGCGUGAGCGAUUACAAUGGACGAUCGAUCAGCACAGGGGGGAGCUCGAGCAUUACUGUCAAUCCAACGAUUCCUGAAGCAGGACACCUUGUCACGUGGUUCUCCAACGGUGGCAAUGCGACGCAAACAAAGUCUCUCAGCUCCGGUGGUGGCGGCUUCGGUGGUGGUUCGCUUGGCAGCUUUUCCGAGCGUGCGGUCAUCAACGAUAUCAAGGGCAAGCAGCUUGGCUUUGGUCAGAAGCCUGAUUACAUCACAGUGAAGGGAACGGUGAAUUUCAUCAAGCAUGACACGGGUAUUUACUACCAGGCUUGCCCCAAGUGUCAGAAGAAGGUUGUGGCUGACGUCGCUCAGAACUACACAUGCGAGAAAUGCCAGACUUCCUAUCCGAACUGCGAGAACCGCUACAUUCUCUCGGUGAUUAUGCUGGACCACACUGGCAGCACGUGGACAACAUGCUUCAACGACCAAGGCAAGGUAGUGAUGGGCGGCCGGACAGCGGAUGAAAUCGGCGAGCUUCGUGAUACGAAUCCGGCGCUGUUCGAGUCAAUUUUCAAGGAGGCGUUGUUCAAGCAGUACGUGUGCCGGCUUCGGGUGAAGGCUGAGAAUGUGCAGGAGGAGCUUCGUGUGAAGGCUGGCGUCGUGAACCUGGAGCCCGUCAACUUUGUGCAAGAGUCAAAAGAUCUGCUCCAAGCCAUUGCCCAGUACAAUUGAUUGGCUAAGGCAAGCAAGAACGGGCGAAGAGAAUGGUAGUUGUGUGUCAUCGGUCUAGACUUGUUCUGACUGUGGCGCUGACUUUAUGAAUUCGUGUUUACAACUACUUAUUUUCCACCGUUAACGUCGAUAUGUCUCGAGUUUGCUGGCGGUUUCCACUUGACUGCUGUUGCGAUGAUCUGCUAGACUCAUCAGGGUCAAGUUGUCGUCUCAGAGUCAUGUAAAACGGCACGUUCUUCUGCACAAAUGGGUCGUUGAUAAAGAUGCUAGCCUCUGGCACCACAUGUGUGGACGCCUUCCCAAUAGCAGAGCGGAAAGGUCCUCCUAUCCAUCGCAGCUUGCUCCUCUACAAGAAAUCGUUCAUGAGAACAAAUUCUAAACCAAAUCUACAAUUCUUGCGUUCGUACCUGU